This is a messenger RNA of Melopsittacus undulatus (budgerigar), 2796 nucleotides long. It is a transcript of the gene PIGU, whose product is annotated as phosphatidylinositol glycan anchor biosynthesis class U. The coding region runs from base 47 to 1354 and encodes 435 amino acids. Gene Ontology annotation, biological process: attachment of GPI anchor to protein. The transcript is spliced from 12 exons. The record is from RefSeq and is a predicted model, not a curated record. NCBI's taxonomy places the organism in Eukaryota, Metazoa, Chordata, Aves, Psittaciformes, Psittaculidae. Gene Ontology annotation, cellular component: membrane; GPI-anchor transamidase complex.
CCGCCCGGGAACUACAGCCGGCGGCUGCCGGGGUGCGGCCGCGAGCAUGGCGGCUCCGCUGGUGCUCGUGGUGCUGGUGGCCGUGACGCUCCGCGCCGCGCUCUUCCGCUCCAGCCUCGCCGCCUUCAUCUCCGAGCGGGUCGAGGUGUCCUCCCCGCUGAACGCCUGGAAGCGAGUGGUUGAAGGACUAGCUCUGCUGGAUUUAGGGGUCUCACCAUACUCUGGAGCUGUCUUCCAUGAGACCCCGCUGAUUAUAUAUCUCUUUCACUUCCUGAUUGAGUAUGCUGAAUUGGUGUUCAUGAUAACUGAUGUGCUCACUGCUGUUGCCCUUUACUUGGCCAUCCAGGAAUUCAACAAAGUUGUGUUCAAAAAGCAAAAGCUCCUGAUAGAACUGGAUAAAUAUGCACCGGAUGUGGCUGAACUCAUCCAGACGCCCAUGGAAAUGCACUACACCCCCCUCAAGGUAGCACUAUUCUAUCUGUUAAACCCCUACACUGUGAUGUCUUGUGUGGCAAAGUCCACCUGCGCCAUCAACAAUACUGUCAUCGCAUUCUUCAUUUUAGCCACAAUAAAAGGUAGUGCCUUCCUCAGUACUCUGUUCCUGGCCUUAGCAACAUACCAGUCACUCUACCCUCUCACGCUGUUCGCUCCAGCACUGCUUUACCUUCUACAGCGCCAGUUCAUACCAGUCAAACUGAAAAGCAAAAGCUUCCAGCUCUACACCAUGCAGUAUGGGGCCCUGUACCUGUGCAAUCUGGGGGUGAUCAUCUGCCUCUCCUUCUUCCUCCUCAACUCCUGGGAUUUUAUCCCAUCUGUUUACGGGUUUAUCCUUUCUGUUCCAGAUCUGACACCCAAUAUUGGCCUUUUCUGGUACUUCUUUGCAGAGAUGUUUGAACACUUUAGUCUUUUCUUCGUGUGCGUGUUUCAAAUCAAUGUGUUCUUCUACACCAUUCCCUUGGCAAUAAAGCUAAAGGAGCACCCCGUGUUCUUCAUGUUUGUCCAGAUCGCAAUCAUUUCCAUCUUCAAGUCCUAUCCCACUGUGGGAGACGUUGCACUGUACAUGGCCUUCCUUCCCGUCUGGAACCACCUUUACAGAUUCCUCCGGAACACCUUCAUCCUGUCCUAUGUGCUCGUUAUCUGCUCCCUCCUGUUCCCUGUUCUGUGGCAUCUAUGGAUUUAUGCAGGAAGUGCCAACUCCAAUUUUUAUUAUGCCAUCACGCUGACUUUCAACGUAGGGCAGAUCCUGCUCAUCUCGGACUAUUUCUAUGCCUUCCUCCGGCGAGAAUACUACCUCACUCAUGGACUGCAUUUGACAAGGCCAGAUGGGACAGAAGCCAUGCUUGUUUUGAAGUAAGGAUUGUGCCCACCAUUCCCAGGACACGGACCACUCUAAGGAACAUGCAAAGCUUGGGGUGUGUGGGGUGGGUGGGGAAGGUUCCCUGAAUGAGGUCUAACUUUGGGAAUGAUGCCUGCUGAGAGAAAGGGCUGAGGUUCUUCUGGGAAUACCCUCCUGAGCUAUGGGCUCAGUGCAGAGACUGAAGAGCUACAAGUAGGAGCUGCAGUGCCUCCAUUGGAGCAUCUCCCUUCUUCCUUAUCUGUGCUUUUCACUACAACCUCAGCCAUCACCUCGGGGCAGUCCAGCAGGAACUGGAGAAAGCAUCUGAGCUAAAACCAGAAAGAGCUCGGACCAUAAACUCUUCACUUUGCCAUCACUGCUUCUGGAGAUGUUUGCUUCUCCAGGAAACUUCCCCUUCACUGCUUUGACCAGUAGCGCUCCUGCUUGGCACAAGGCAACCUCUGGGUACCUGGUUCCUAAGCUUUGACUGCAGGAGCCAUUUGUUGGUUCUGCUGCAGUGGGAUCUGGAAGAAUGAUGUGUGCUCAGGUGCAGUGGGUGAAACAAAUGGGUGACCAAGGCUGACUGACCUGUUGGAAGAAGGAUGGCUGGAGCUGCUGCCACAGGUAAUAAUCUUGGUGCUCAGACCCUGCUAAGAACUGGAACUGGGGUGGAAAGCAGGGUGGGCACCAGGUAACUGCUGUAUCCUGUUGAAGCAAGACACCUUCAUCUCGGGAGCUGCACACAGGAGCAUUACAGGGUCCCAGAAGAAGGCACUACUGUGCAGAGAGAAUCCUGCUGCUUCUCCUUUCUGUAAGGUGGCAAAGCCUGGCAGUGCAGGGCUCACACUGCACCUUUGUGAUUGCCUGGAUGUGGAGAGCACAAGGAGCCUCAGCCACUGCUGUUGUGCAGUACUUGGCCUCCAGGUUUUUCCACAGCCACUUAACACUAUGGGAUAUGCACUUCCCUGUGUUACUGUCUUGCAAGCAGAGCAGUGGUGGCUGCUGGUUGUGCGUGGAGGCCUCCAGUGAGGUACCCCUUGGUUUCCCCAUGGCUCCCCAUCUGUCUGCAUUCAGACCUGCUCACUUCGGGGUUGCUGCUCCUGCUGCCCCCAUGAAUGUGAACCUCAGGCACGUUCCUGCUCUGCUCAUUGUGUGGUAGCACUGAGAAGCAGUAACUGCAGGGUGAAAGCCACUUGCUGGCAUCAGGGCAGCAAGCAGGCAGCUUCCUACUGACCCUAAGGGCUGGCAAUGUGACAACAUCAAACCACAGCAGGUACAGAGCACCUGAGAUGGGACAGGCCCUUGUGUGAACACAUCUCCUUUCUUUCUGGACAGUUAAAACUUCUGCCUUACUGCACUGCUACUGGCGCUUUGGGGGGUGUUAAUCCAAGGCCAGCUCAGCCCCCGCACUUGCCCCUCUGGCUGCGUAAGAGGAGCAUAAUAAACUACAGUUUUAGACA